AUGACAUCUCCAAAGCAAUUGCUUGGCUACUCCUCCAACAUGUCAUCUCAACCCUCGACCAUCGAUCAAUUGAAGAGUACAGCUUCUUCCGCAUACGAGACUGUAGCCAACAGUGUAUCUGCGAUUUCUAAAGAUGGUGUUUAUGAUCCUGACCAAGACAAGAACAUGGUUGGAAAAGAUGCACACGGGAACAAGUUUAGGAAGGGCGAUUUUAAAGAUAAAUUGAAUCAAGCUGCUUGUGGGGGACAACCAGAAAAGGAAGGAGAAAGCCUGACAGAGAAAGCAUUUUCGUGGAUACCAGGCAUAAGCGCAUUGCAAAAAUCAACUUUGGAACAAGGACCAGAGGAUACAGCCGUGAAGGGCAAUGAAGCACCCCCAGUUCGGCCACAACACGAUGUGCCAAUUGAACAAUUUUUGAGAAAGCAAUAUCAUAGCAGAAGCGGAGAUGGGAUCCCAAACCCCGAGGAAAUCCCUGUCGGCGGGCCUUGGCAGAUGGCGAUCAGUAAAAAUCUCAAUCAAACAUUGAAGCCAUCCACAAUUUCUCCUAUUCCAACGCAUGGCUUUCGAAUCAUCAUGGCCCGGAUCAUAUUUGGCUUGUUAGUUAUCCCGCUGGCUUCCUCAUACCCAUUUGCUGGAGUCGAAACCCGCGCUUCAAGCAUUCAAGACUGCUUGACUCAGCACUCUGUUCCAUAUCAAGAUAGUACCUCAUCUUCAUGGGCUACAACUAUUUCCCCUUAUAAUCUUCGGUUACCAUACACCCCGGCUGUUGUCACUUUACCUACCACCUCACAACAUGUCAGUGACGCAAUCACUUGUGCGGCCGCUGCCGGACUUAAAGUACAGGCUAAAUCAGGCGGACAUUCAUAUGCUAGCUAUUCAACUGGUGGUAAAGAUGGAAGUCUUAUCGUCAGUCUUGAGAACUUCAAUUUUAUAAGCGUUGAUGCUCAAACAAACAUUGCUACUGUUGGAGGAGGUGUACGUUUAGGAAAUCUCGCUCUUGGACUCUACAGUCAGGGCAAACGAGCUGUUCCACAUGGGACAUGUCCAGGGGUUGGAAUAGGUGGACAUUUCACUCAUGGAGGUUAUGGAUACGCAUCUAGAUUUUGGGGUCUGGCUCUUGAUACUAUCGUUGGUCUCGAUGUGGUUCUUGCCAAUGGAACACAAAUCCACACGACGGCCACAGCUUAUCCCGAUGUUUUCUACGCAAUGAGAGGAGCUGCCGAUUCGUUUGCUAUUGCCACAGCUUUCUACCUCCAGACUUUUGCGGCUCCACCGUCUGUUCUUACUUUCGCAGCUAGUAUUCCUGCAACACUAGAUAGUGUCAGCACUGCUGUCUCGUCCUUCACCAAACUCCAAGAACUUACUCUCGACUCUACCAAAAUUCAUAAAAAUAUCACAUUAGGUAUUUACAUCGACAACUAUGGAUCAUUCAGUCUUAGUGGCUGGUGCAUGAGCUGUGAUCAGAACCAAUUCGAGAGCGUCACUUUUCCAGAGAUAUUGUCCGCUUUUCCCACUGCCGGCACUAGCAGUGUUAAAUCUCUAGGAUGGACAGAUGCUCUAGUCAGUGCAAACAAUGGAGGACAGCUUCAGGAACCAUUAACUGGAUACGUUGCUCACGAUACAUUUUAUGCCAAAUCUGUGGUUACGAAAAAUGCAGAGCCGUUGACUUCCGCUCAGUUGACUAGCUACUUCACUUACAUUCUGAAUCAAGGAAGAAGUGCUCCUUCUCCUUGGUACACUAUUAUUGAUUUGUAUGGAGGUGCCGAUAGUCAGAUCAAUGUGCCUUCUUCUGAUUCUUCGGCAUACUCUGAUCGUGACGCUCAUUGGGUCUUCCAGAACUAUGGCUUUACAUCCAACUCUUUGCCACCAUAUGAUGACGCUAUAACACCCUUCGUCGACUCUCUCAAUAGUGCUCUUUCAGCUGGUGCAUCUAGCGAUUUUGGAGUAUAUCUCAAUUACGUAGACCCAGAACUAAGCGCAAACGAUGCCGCGAUGCUCGGAUACGGACAAACUGCCUACAACAAAUUAUUAGCCAUUAAACAAAAUAUUGAUCCCAACGAAGUGUUCUGGAAUCCACAGAGUAUAGGCGCUGCUGAUGAUAAUACUGGAAAUAGUGGCAGUGGAUCCACAAGCUCAGCUACGUCUACAUCUACAUCUGCACCAACAUCUACAUCUGCGACGUCAAAAGCUACUGCAACAUCGUCGUUGAAAGUCUCAACUGAUGCCUCUAUGGAUGGUGUGGCAGUACGAGUACGUACUGUGGAACUGGGUGUCAAAUUGGAUUUGGAACUUGCUCGUGAGGAGAAAGGUUCUUGUGGGGGUGAUUGGAAUGAGUUAUAA
Botrytis fragariae is the source of this 2340-nucleotide messenger RNA. Its product is annotated as putative glucooligosaccharide oxidase protein. Bases 1 to 2340 code for a protein of 779 amino acids. The transcript is spliced from 8 exons. The record is from RefSeq and is a predicted model, not a curated record. NCBI's taxonomy places the organism in Eukaryota, Fungi, Ascomycota, Leotiomycetes, Helotiales, Sclerotiniaceae. Gene Ontology annotation, molecular function: oxidoreductase activity; FAD binding.